Lichtheimia ornata is the source of this 1659-nucleotide messenger RNA. RefSeq lists its product as uncharacterized. The record is from RefSeq and is a predicted model, not a curated record. The transcript has 4 exons. NCBI's taxonomy places the organism in Eukaryota, Fungi, Mucoromycota, Mucoromycetes, Mucorales, Lichtheimiaceae. Bases 1 to 1659 code for a protein of 552 amino acids.
AUGAGAUCACUUCAUUGGCUCGCUAUUGCUCCCUUCUUGGUAGCGGCAAUUCAGGCCCAGGAGAACACUUCACCCUUCCAUUGGUCUCAAUCACAGCAAUUCGUCUCUCAAUAUGCAAAGACCGGCAAAAUGGAACAAAUCGGUCGCACUGGUGUUGCUGCUAUGCAUGCCGUUUUGCUAAAUGAAAAGAAGAUUCUCGUUAUCGAUAAAGCCGAAUGGAACGAGGCACAAUUUGACACUGGCCAAAGUGCAUUUUCAGUCGAAUACGAUCUCGACACCGACGAAUACCGCAUGUUACACCUUGACACCAACACAUUCUGCUCCGGUGGUAGUUUCCUUGGAAACGGCACAUUUAUCAGCACUGGUGGCGGUGAACGUGUUGGUCGUACAUGGAAAGCAGACCCUGGAUGGCAAUCAAUUCGACACUAUAAUCCAUGUAUGAAUGAUACUUGCGAGUGGUCUGAGUUUUCUACUGGACGCAUGGAGUUCAAUCGAUGGUAUCCCACUGUGGAAACAUUACCUGAAGGUGACAUUUUCAUCCUUGGUGGAUCUACAAAGGGCGCCGCUGUCAAUCGUGAUGAGAUCAAUGUACCAUCCUAUGAAUUUUGGCCACCUAAACCCGAGGGUUCCUUUGAUUUCCCUUUCUUGAACGAGACCAUGCCUUAUAAUUUAUAUCCAUUUGUAUUUGUACUACCAGAUGGCAACCUCUUCAUCUUCGCCAACAAGCAAUCCAUCAUUUACGACUAUAAAAAGCACGAGAUUGUAAAGAGACUUCCUGACAUCCCCGGUGUUGCACGUUCAUACCCCCUCACUGGUGGUGCUGUGAUGCUUCCUCUCGAUCCUGCAAACGAUUACAAUGUUGAAAUCCUUAUCUGUGGUGGUUCAGAUCGCAUGAAGAACAACGCUGUUGCUGAUGAUACUUGUGGACGUAUCAACCUUGGCGACGAAGAACCCAAAUGGGAAAUGGAUACUUUUGUACACAAGCGUUUGAUGCCUGAUGGUGUCAUUCUUCCCGAUGGAAACGUCUUUUGGGUGAAUGGUUGCCAACGUGGCUGGGCUGGUUAUAAUGGCCGCAAUCAUGAUCCCACUUUUGAUCCACUCAUCUAUCAACCCGACAAGAAGCUUGGUGACCGCUGGAUGCAGGGUUUGGCUGAUACUGAUAUCGCACGCAUGUAUCAUUCGGUCGCAUUGACCUUACCCGAUGGCCGUGUAUGGAUUGCAGGUUCCAACAACGUUUCACCACCUGACAUCCUUGCUGAAUACCCCACUGAAUUCCGUGUCGAAUAUUACUCGCCACCUUACUUGUUCAAGAGCAACACUCGCCCUCUCAUUUCACAUGUACCACGUGUCGUUGAAUAUGGCCAAUCAUUCGAUAUCUUACUUAAUCUUGGUGAUCUCGUCAAGCCCGGUAGUGAACCUGAAAUCAAGGUUGGCUACUUGCGUCCUGGUUUCAGCACCCAUUCAAUGCAUAUGUCACAACGUUAUGUCUACCUCAAGCACACCAUCUCGGAUGAUUUGCAAACUGUCACCGUCGAAGCUCCUCCAAAUGCAAACAUCUUCCCUCCUGGAUCAGGUUUCCUUUAUGUCAUUUGCGAUGGCAUCCCAUCAAAGGGUACCGAGCUCUUUGUCCAGAAAGACAUCAAUGAUCUCAUGAUCUAA